AUGUUCUCCUCGUCGGUCCAGCCCGGCAUAGUCUCUCUGUUCUCCUCGACAUCUAGCGAUCCUCUGGCGCUCUUUUCCACUCAUAUAGACGCACAGCUGCCGUCCGAUUCCUUCAUCCAUUUACUGAACGACUCCAAGAACGAGCCGGCACCGGCACCUCCAGCUAGUCUAAUCGAGGCAGCCCCGACGAGCGGGGAAGGCGAAGGGAAAGGGUACGAACUGUGCCAGAAAGUAUUGCAUCUACAGAGUCCUACAAUUCGGAAGACGUAUAUCCGAUGUCCGCGUGAUAAACGCAGGGGAAGCCUGCGAUUGAAACAUCCUUGGAUGCAUAUACAAGUACGGGAUAUGGGACGCGAAUGGAGCUUUGAGGUGGGCGUGGUCGAUAGAGGCGGAAGAGAGGGUAUAAUUCGCUGCUCGACGUUUCAGAAAUCGCCCCGCCUGACCCUAUCCUCCCCACCUCUCCUACACCUCCCGCUCUCCUUCCCCCCUCCUUCUCCGUCUAAACUAACCACAUGGUCGACCGUCGCCCUAAAUCUACCCUCCCUCCUUUCCCACUUCACAUCAACGACUCUUCUCCAGGCUGCCCACCGCAAAUCUGACGAGCAAGGUAGCGGCGGCACGUUACCCAGCGGCUCAUACUCGCACGUCUCAUACGUGAAGGUAUACGCGACUUGCCGCCUGCGUAGGAUCUGGUUCAGCGAGACCAUGACGGGCUCUGGGCAGAGCGCGCCUUGGGAGUUCCAGUUGUACGCGGCCGAGUGA
Messenger RNA from Gloeophyllum trabeum ATCC 11539, 762 nucleotides. RefSeq lists its product as uncharacterized. The coding region runs from base 1 to 762 and encodes 253 amino acids. Gene Ontology annotation, biological process: positive regulation of cell motility; regulation of cilium beat frequency involved in ciliary motility; cilium assembly. Lineage: Eukaryota; Fungi; Basidiomycota; Agaricomycetes; Gloeophyllales; Gloeophyllaceae. Gene Ontology annotation, cellular component: motile cilium; ciliary basal body. The record is from RefSeq and is a predicted model, not a curated record. The transcript has 2 exons.